UACAGACACACCAUGUUUAUUCACAUUCCAGCGCUGAACACUCAACCAUGGCGGACUCAAACAUUUUGGCAUUAUAUAUAUGGAUACUGAUGGGUAGUUUAACCACAAUAGUGAGCUCUAGGAACAUCUGGGAUCGGACACGCCUUCACAAAUCCUUAAUAGAUCAAGGAUACGACACCACAGUGUACCCAGGAUCCACUGAUUCUCCUUUGCAGGUCAGUAUCCAAUUCAGCUUGGCCGCCUUCAAUGACUUUGACGAAAACGCGGGUCGUUUUGCAGUUACCGGAUUUCUUAUCGUAGAAUGGAGGGACGAACGAAUAGCAUGGGACCCUAACGACUUUGGUCAGAUUUCCUCGAUCUUGUUCCCUCAGAGCAGGGUGUGGAUUCCAAACAUUGUUGUGUGGAAUACCUACGACAGGGUUCGUCCGUUCGGAUUCGAUACAUUACCAGUGCGAUAUAACCAUUCUGGAGAUGCCCUGUGGGAACCAGGAAACCUGUUUCAGACAAGUUGUGAUGCUCAGAUUAAAAAAUUUCCUUUCGACGAGCAAACAUGCACGAUAGAUAUUUUACCAUAUGGUUAUAUGGAAGAUGAAAUUAACAUAACAGCUGCGGGAUUUGAUCUAUCUGAUUACAACAAAAACGGAUUGUGGAAUAUAAUCUCGACAGAUAUUUCAGGAGUUCAACGAAAUUCAAGGGCCGAAAAGAAACUUAUGAUAGAGAUAAAGUUUAACAGAAGAUCCAGUUACCAUGUCAUCCAUAUUCUGGUACCGAUGUUGGUAAUGAGUAUUUUAAAUAUUCUCAUAUUUAUCAUUCCAGUAGAUGGAAGCAACCGAAUAGACUAUGCAGUGACAAUGCUGUUGACGUUGUCAGUUUUCCUCACCGUGGUGACCGAUACACUUCCGAGUGCGUCACUUCCGGACAUUUCUUACCUUUCUGUACUGGUUCUGGUUCAAAUGAUGUCAAGUUCGUUGAUGGUUGCGUGUGCAGUCGUUAGUCUUUGCCUAGGUUCACACAGCACGCUCUGCCUUCAAAUAAUGACUUCAGUUCUGAAACCUUUCAUGUGCUUUGUAACCGUACCUGAAAGUGGAAAGCCUCAACUACCAAAUCCGGACUCCAAAUUAGAAUCACCCGACAGUGGUAAUGACAAUGACUCUAACAGGAAUGAACACUUGAUGGAGACUCAGUUUAAGUCCAUUUCAAAAUUAUUUGAUUACCUUUGCAUUUUCUUCUUUUUACUGGAAGUUAUUAUUGCCAAUCUGGUUUUCUUUGUCGCAACCAACAUACCCUGAGUUCAGUAGUUUAGACAUGAUAAUACAAAUAAAGUUACUAUCGCUGGUGACUAUCAAAGUCAGGAUGUCAGGUUUGCUUCAUACAUUGCAAGGUAUUCAGGUAUUAUAUGGAUAUUCUGCUGCUUGAUUCCUUAGUCCUUGAGUUACGUCGUAACCUUGAUUGCCACAAUUACGUCGUUUGGAUGGUGGAAGGUUUCAUAAUAUACAUAUUUUAUUUGUAUUAAUUUUAAAUCAACCAGCACUCCCCCAACUCAUAUUAAGGGGCUUAACUCCCUUCUACUCUUUUGUAUAAAUAGUGGUCUAAAUAAAUUUGGAUGUCCACCCUUUUGGCCCCUGGUCUGCCUUUUAAGUCAAUGCUUAACGGCCCCUCGACAUAAGAAGGACUGUUUAGGCAUAAAGCAUCAAAAGGAACUCUUUUGUUUUACACACAUCAAGAGAUUCUUAAAAGUUAAAAUUUGCAAAAUGUGUAUAUCAAAAUUGUACAAAACGUGUAAAUGCUAUGUACUUAAUAAUGGAGAAUUUUACGAAGGGACUAUCAGAUGUUUUGCAAAGAAAAAUGUAUAUCAUGAACCUGUUUCAGAUCAAACAUGACAAUGACAUGUUCCACAUUGAAUACCGAUUAGACCUAGAAGGACGAAGCAGCUGUAUGGUGAAGUGUUAUUCAUCUUUGACAUGCUGUAUAUAUGAACAAUUUGUAUAGGUGCAAUCACAUGUUUGAGUCGUACGUUCCUCAUUUUUGUAUAGUAACAUCAUGUUGAUUUUGAAGCUUCUAAUGUCGUAUAUGAAAUAUAUAAAUGAUAUUUUCACUGAUAUUAUAAAAAUAAAACUAUACAGAUUUCCCACUCAUUUACCCAACACCCGUCAUGUGAUCGCGUUGAAACGUGCAUGUUUUACAUUGCUUAGAACAGAAUGAACCAACCACUCAAGAAGCAAGCAUCAUAUCAUGGACAGGUAUCUAUACCGUUAUAAAUAUUAAACUGGUCCUUGAUAAUAUAAAUAAUGAUUCUUUUAUAUAUUUCUGUAACGGUGUAUGGAUUGAUAAUUAUAUUCCAGAUAUGUUUUUAUUUUUAUUUUGGAUUGUAUUAGUUAGUUUACCGUAAGUGUUAAAUCGAUCUAAUAAAACGCCGGCAAAUAGGUACGUUUCUGGCUCUUUAUAUAAUUGACAGUCUGUACAAUUAAUUAUGGCCUCAGCUGUUACCGGGACAUUAAAACCAUAGUUUAUGUUAUCAUUCUCUUUGCCAAAUGAAGUGUCCCAGCCUUUCAAUAUUGCACAUUGAUUAAAAA
Messenger RNA from Mizuhopecten yessoensis (Yesso scallop), 2573 nucleotides. RefSeq names its product acetylcholine receptor subunit beta-type unc-29-like. Gene Ontology annotation, biological process: chemical synaptic transmission; signal transduction; nervous system process. The transcript has 2 exons. Gene Ontology annotation, molecular function: neurotransmitter receptor activity; extracellular ligand-gated monoatomic ion channel activity; transmembrane signaling receptor activity. Lineage: Eukaryota; Metazoa; Mollusca; Bivalvia; Pectinida; Pectinidae. Gene Ontology annotation, cellular component: synapse; membrane; neuron projection. The record is from RefSeq and is a predicted model, not a curated record. Bases 48 to 1289 code for a protein of 413 amino acids.